AUGUCUUCCCCCAACCCACAGAACAAAGACUACUCCCGCCCCUCCUACAGGCCCUUCAUCGAGCUCUACAUCUGCCAUCACCAUCUUCCGAUGCCGGGUCUCUCCGGUAGCCCAAACUCAGCAGUUGGCAAUCUUUUGAAAGGUGCAGUCGACUCUUCUGGUGAAUUCAAAGAUGCCGCCCUCCAGGUUGGAAUCAAAUUGGAUCUGGAAGCAGAGGUCCACCUCACAGCACGUGUGCGCGGUGAUAUCAUUGUUGGGCUUUAUUAA
Diaporthe amygdali is the source of this 267-nucleotide messenger RNA. RefSeq lists its product as uncharacterized. The record is from RefSeq and is a predicted model, not a curated record. Bases 1 to 267 code for a protein of 88 amino acids. Lineage: Eukaryota; Fungi; Ascomycota; Sordariomycetes; Diaporthales; Diaporthaceae. The transcript is spliced from 5 exons.